Brachypodium distachyon (stiff brome) is the source of this 1083-nucleotide messenger RNA. RefSeq names its product bidirectional sugar transporter SWEET6a. Bases 83 to 823 code for a protein of 246 amino acids. Lineage: Eukaryota; Viridiplantae; Streptophyta; Magnoliopsida; Poales; Poaceae. Gene Ontology annotation, biological process: carbohydrate transport. Gene Ontology annotation, cellular component: membrane. The record is from RefSeq and is a predicted model, not a curated record. Gene Ontology annotation, molecular function: sugar transmembrane transporter activity. The transcript has 5 exons.
CCGUUCCGAUCGCCCAAAUCAUAACCAAUCUCCGACUAAUUCCCAAGCACUCUCGUUCCGAUCCCCCGAGCUCUGUUCCAAUAUGGUUUCCGCCGACUUCGCCCGCAAUGUCGUCGGCAUCAUCGGCAAUAUCAUCUCCUUCGGGCUCUUUCUCUCCCCUCUGCCGACGUUUUGGCGGAUCAUCAAGGCAAAGGAUGUGGAGGAGUUCAAGGUGGAUCCGUACGUGGCGACGCUGCUCAACUGCAUGCUGUGGGUGUUCUAUGGCAUCCCCAUCGUGCACCCCAACAGCAUCCUCGUCGUCACCAUCAACGGGAUCGGGCUCGUCAUCGAGGGCACCUACCUCGUCAUCUACUUCAUGUACUCCUCCAACAAGAAGCGCUUGAGGCUGAUGGCCAUGCUCGGCGUUGAGGCGGUGUUCAUGGCGGCCGUCAUUUGUGGCGUGCUCCUGGGUGCCCACACCCACGAGAAGCGCUCCAUGAUCGUCGGCAUCCUCUGCGUCAUCUUCGGUGCCAUUAUGUACGCCUCCCCGCUCACCGUCAUGGGAAAAGUGAUCAAGACCAAGAGCGUGGAGUACAUGCCCUUACCCCUGUCGGUGGUUAAUUUCCUCAACGGGUGCUGCUGGACGGCCUAUGCGCUCAUCAAGUUCGACCUCUACGUCACGAUACCCAAUGGCCUCGGUGCUAUCUUCGGCCUGGUCCAGUUGAUCCUGUACGGGUGCUACUACAAGUCCACCCCCAAGAAGGAGAAGAACGUCGAGCUGCCCACCGUCGUCAACAACAACACCGUCGCCGGCGGCAACGUCUCCGUUACCGUCGAGAGAUAAAUCGGCCGGCGAUCGAGAUUUCAGCCCUGAAGAUUUUUGAGUAGAGUCUUUUUUACAUAUAGUUUCCUGAAGGUCGUCUCCGUAGUAGUGGUAGUGCAAAUUAAGAACUGGUACUAGUCCAUAUAUGCAGUUGAGUUAUCCCAGAUAAGGACACCAUGUCACGUUGAUACUCUGUCCAUUCUUGGCGUACGUGGUGAGAUAUGAUGAUGCAUGGCUCUGUUAAUUAUACACCGUCUUCAAUUUGUCUGUUUCGGUGGGCA